Molecule: messenger RNA, 1443 nt
Organism: Rhincodon typus (whale shark)
Lineage: Eukaryota; Metazoa; Chordata; Chondrichthyes; Orectolobiformes; Rhincodontidae
Product: NOP14 nucleolar protein homolog (yeast)
Exons: 10
Coding region: 1-1443 (480 amino acids)
Biological process (GO): maturation of SSU-rRNA
Cellular component (GO): small-subunit processome; Noc4p-Nop14p complex; nucleolus
Source: RefSeq, a predicted model, not a curated record
AUGGUUGUACGUACAGAAACUUUGCUGAAAGAAUAUCAGGACAAGGGGAAGGCCAAUACAUUUCUUGACAAACGAUUUGGUGAAUAUGAUACUGCGUUAACUCCAGAUCAGAAGAUGACAAAGCGAUUCUCCUUGGAGCAGCAGCGCCAGCACACAAAGAAGGACAUAUACAACCUGAAUGAAGACGAAGAUCUCACCCAUUAUGGGCAAUCCCUGGCAGACAUUGAGAAAUUCAAUGACACACCAGACAGUGAUAAUGAAAUGGAGGAAAAGGGCCUUCUGUCUGCUGAGUUCACUGCUGCUGCACACUUUGGUGGUGGUGGGCUGUUGCAGAAGAAGGCAUUAUCUAAGCAGCACGGUGAUGAGGAGGAACCGGCACCCAAGUCCCGGAGAGAGUUAAUUGAUGAGCUUAUUGCUAAAUCUAAGAAGGAGAAGCAUGAGCGGCAAGUGCAGCGAGACAAGGCACAGGAGCUGACUGAGAAGCUGGACAAAGAUUGGAAGGAGGUUCACUCCUUGUUGGCUCAUAAAGCUCCCAAAACAGAGCACAAGGAGGAAAAACCCAAGGCUGGAGAUUAUGACAUCAUUGUACGUGAGCUGUUCUUUGACAUGAAGGCACAGCCUUCUGACCGACUGAAAACAAAAGAAGAGUUGGCAAGAGAGGAGCAAGAGCGCCUUCAGAAACUUGAGGCAGAGAGAGUGCGUCGGAUGCGUGGAGAAUUUGAGGAGAAAGGCAACAACAGACCGAAACACAUGUCUGCUGAUGAUUUGCAUGAUGGUUUCAUCCUAGAUAAGAUUGACAAGCCCUGCCUUGUUUACAAGGAAGGAAAGCUAGAGGAAUUUGACGAGGAAGAAACGGAACUGGGAAGCGAAAAUGAAGAGGAGAAUGGAGAAGGUGAAGACAAUGAUGAGGAUGAAAAUGGGAAAGAGAAUCAAAGUGAAGAGAGUGAUGAAGACAGUCAUUCAGAUCUAGAAAAUGAUAGCCAUUCAGAUUUAGGCUCUGACGCCGAGAGUGAGAAGGACAGUGUAUCAGAUGGUGAAAAAACAGCCCGGGCUACUUUGAAUAAAGAGAGUGCACCAAAUGAAGAAGCAAGAAAAGCUAUGAUGGAAGCAGCCAAGAGUGAGCUACCUUUCACUUUUCCUGUCCCUGAGUCGUAUGCUGACCUGAAAACCCUGCUAACAGGACACGUAACAGAGGAGCAGUGCUUAAUAGUGGAACGCAUUCAGAAGUGUAACCACCCAAGUCUUGCAGCAGGAAACAAAGCCAAGUUAGAGGAGCACCGUGUUAGCUACAAUGUUCUCCAGCUCCAUCCGUGCGGCCCCGCUUUCCCCCUCACACCCAAUGUCUCCGUGAGAGGAGGGAAUAUGUCAGCUUCAGUCCUCAGGCAGCCUCAUUGGUGCUGCCGUGAAAGAAACCCGCCCCCUCGUUGCUUCACCCGCCAAUAG